Molecule: messenger RNA, 737 nt
Organism: Sesamum indicum (sesame)
Lineage: Eukaryota; Viridiplantae; Streptophyta; Magnoliopsida; Lamiales; Pedaliaceae
Product: protein PLASTID REDOX INSENSITIVE 2, chloroplastic-like
Biological process (GO): regulation of gene expression
Source: RefSeq, a predicted model, not a curated record
AAGAUGACCGAAUUUCACCACUAGUCGCACCCCGGCGUACGUUAGCCACCAAAUGGCGUCAGCGUCGCUCGGUAACCUCAUCUUCCGCUCACCCGCGGCGGUUCCCGCCAGAAAGGCUAUCCCCAAUUGUGCUAUCCUGCGCAGCGCUUCCCUUAUCCUGCCAAGGCCUUCGCUCUUUUUCUGCCGAGAGACUUUCUCAAGACCUCCAAAGGCAACCCCAUCCCAGAAGUACGUUUAUCCUGACCCCAGUGCUGAUUUUGCUUCAGCUGAGACGCAGAAGUUCAAAGCUGAAUUGCUGAAGAAACUGUUGAAAGAAAAAGAGACCUUCGGAGAUGAUCUUCAAAUGGUUGUCAAUGUCUGUGCCGAGAUAUUCAGUGAAUUCCUACACAAACAAUAUGGAGGACCUGGAACAUUAUUGAUCGAGCCUUUCACGGAUAUGAUGGUGUCUCUCAAGGAAAAAAAUCUUCCUGGAGCACCGUUAGCUGCUCGAGCUUCGUUAUUGUGGGCACAAAAUUACGUCGAUGAGGAUUGGGAAAAUUGGAACUCCAGAUCAGACGAAUGAUGUCCGCAUACUGUAUACCUAUCCCCACCUAUCUUGAGGUUGGUGGGUCAGUAGAGAAUGCAAAGGAAGAUGUCUUGGGAUGUUCAAAUUUCACUAGGAAAACAUGUAUUAGUCAAGAAAGAGACUCUUGUUUACCAUUCUCUCCUAUUAGCUAUACAAAGGAAACAUUUCUCAA